This is a messenger RNA of Pyrenophora tritici-repentis Pt-1C-BFP, 819 nucleotides long. RefSeq lists its product as uncharacterized. NCBI's taxonomy places the organism in Eukaryota, Fungi, Ascomycota, Dothideomycetes, Pleosporales, Pleosporaceae. The record is from RefSeq and is a predicted model, not a curated record.
AUGUCCGAACUCAAGGAUUUUAACCGCAUGUUUCGUCUCGAUGGCAAAGUCGCGCUGGUAACUGGUGGCUCCAGAGGUCUCGGCCUUCAUACAGCUACGGGCUUUCUUCUUGCUGGCGCGAAGAAGGUCUUCAUAUCUGCACGCAAGGCUGAAGGAGAGCAGGGCAUCGAUCAGGCCAUCGAGAAACUCAACAGACUACCCGUUUCCGGCAUCGCAGUCGGCAUCGCAGCAAAUGUCGCAGAUACAGAAGAUAUAGAGAGAUUAGUGAAGAAAGUACAGGAGACUGAGGAUUCAUUAGAUAUCUUGGUUUGCAAUGCCGGGGCGACGUGGGGAGGACCAUUUGAUUCAACACCAGAUUGGUCGAGCAAGAAGGUAUUGGACCUGAAUGUUCGCGGUGUUUUCAAUCUGGCAAGGCUGUUCGCGCCUCUCCUCGAACGCGCCGGCACGCGUCAAGAUCCGUCCCGCAUCAUCGUCGUCUCCUCCACUGCUGGCACUACAGUUCCGCAUGCCGGCGAACAUGGUACAAUAAUGUAUAGCAUCUCAAAAGCUGCCGCACAUCACCUGUCCCGACAGCUCGCCGUCGAGCUUGGGCCUCGAAACAUCACCACGAACACCGUUGCACCCGGCUUCUUCCCUUCCAAGCUUGCAAAUGGGCUGAUUGAGAUACUGGGUGGCCAACAGACACUAGAGGAUAGUAAUCCCAGAAAACGGUUAGGGGAGCCAGAAGACAUUGCGGGCGUCAUGGUGUUUUUGUGCAGUCCUGCGGGCGCAUACAUCAACGGCGAAGACAUUGCUGUAGAUGACUCUACUGGUCUCUAG